UCCAACCGCGUCCAGAACCUACCCAACUCUCGUUACGUGCGUACCGGAAAAAUGACUCCGGAGACGACUCCGAGCAGUUCCGGGAGUGACAACCCCAAGAGACAGUUGAAAGGUGCCGAAGAACGGCUGAUGGUGGCUGUGCGGAUACGACCGUUGAAAAACGACGAACCCCAACGGUGUUUGUUCGCAAUCAACAAAAAGAAUAUUGUGAUUGAAGAUAGUGACAGGAGCGAUGUUUUGAGACAGAGGAGAAGCUAUGAUAAGCAAUAUUCGUUUGAUGUGGUUUUUGGGGAAAAUUCCACUCAAGAAGAGGUGUAUAAGGUCACGACAAGUAGUCUCGUCCAAGACGUGCUCAACGGCUACAACGCCACCGUUUUCGCUUAUGGGCCCACCGGCGCUGGUAAGACCCACACCAUGGUGGGUGACUCAUCCCAGCCCGGCAUCAUGGUGCGUGCCUUGAACGACAUCUUCGAAGCAGUCAAAGAAAAACAGGAUCAAUAUUCGGUCUCGAUGUCGUACUUGGAGCUCUAUAACGAGCAGAUCCGCGACCUUCUCAACCCUUCUUCCGGGUACCUCGAGCUCCGGGAGGACUCCAGAGGGCGCAACAUACAAGUGGCCGGCCUUCAGGAAAUUUCAACGACAUCUACCGACGAGGUAAUGCAAUUGUUGCAAAAAGGCAACAAAGCUCGAACUAUCGAACCCACAGCUAUGAACAAAACCUCGUCACGUAGUCACGCCCUUUUGAGCGUUACAGUCAAACACUCGGUGCCUCUAGACAAGAAAGAACAUCUCCGAAUGAGAAUCAAACAAGGGCGCCUUUUCAUGAUCGAUCUAGCCGGCUCUGAGCGAGCCAACAAGACAAAAAACCGCGGGAAACGCCUCCAAGAGGGCGCCCACAUCAACCGCUCACUCCUCGCACUUGGAAAUUGCAUCAACGCGUUGAGUGGUGGGGCGAGAUAUGUGAAUUACCGGGACUCCAAGCUUACUAGAUUACUAAAAGAGGCCUUAAGUGGGAAUUGUCGGACGGUUAUGAUCGCACACGUGUCACCAAGUGUCACUCAAAAAGACGAGUCCAGAAACACCCUAAUUUAUGCCGAUAGAGCUAACAAUAUAUCAACGAAAGCUGAACGAAAUGUAUUGGAUGUUUCGUAUCACGUGACGCAAUACCAGACGGUUAUUAACGAAUUGAGAGACGAGAUCUCCCGAUUGCAACAGAAGAUGAACGAGGAGAGGCCGAGGUCGGCCGAUGUCAGACGAAUGAAUGCCGAGGAGCGAAGCAACGAGGUGAAGAAGUUGAGGGAGCAGAUUGUCGAAACUUUCAAGACUCAGAUGAAGUUGAGGAGGAAGUUGAUGGAGAUUGACUCGCAUUUGUUGGGGUUGGGGAUGGAGGCGGAGCGACAACACUUGAUUAUCUCCCAUUGGGAGUCGAGGAAUAACAAAUUGUACAAAAAUAGUGUUAAUGAAUCAAGGGCGAGAACGCAGCAGAGUAUCCGGCGCCGGAAGUUGGUCAGUGUUGACGGCUUCCGGUCGGCCGGAAAUGAACAAGAAGGGGAGGAGGAGGGGGAUUUUGAGGUGGAAGGGGAAACGGCAAUCCAGCAGGCGUGGGGGGAGCUUGGUGAUAUAGAAAGGGAGCAAGAGAGGUGGUCGGAACUCCGCAGUCACAUCGAACAGAAGUUGGAGGUUUGCCGACAACGAGGAGUUGCUUUGGAGGAUAAACUUCCUUCAUUAUUGUCAUCCGAUGACGAGCGCGAAAUCCUAGCCCUCAUGUGCCGAGUCCACGAACUAGAAGCCGACAAGAUGGCGCUUCAGUCGGAACGACUCGUUCGCCAGCACGAACUUCGCCGAAGAGACCUCCUAAUACUGCGCUAUGACCGGCAACGCCAACUUUGCGAGGAAAUAAUCACCAGACAGAGGCAACUGAUCGAAGAAGGCAAAAUCAAGUUACCACCGGAUUUGCAAGAACUGUACCAGUUCUACCAACAGGAGAUACACGCGGCGACUUACACCGACCUCACCCCCUCCACGGAGAAACUACCACCAAUCAGCAAAAUUUACAGUGACCCCAUUUUUCGGAGAGGGGGGACUGGGGAGAGUGGGAGUGACGGGAGCGGGCCUUCCCCGCCCUCGUCGGCCGACUCGGAUGAUAUUCCGGCAUUGCCAACCCUAAACGAUGAAAGUAUCGAUAGGGUUAUGGGGCAGGUGGUGUCACGGCCAGGGGCACCAAUGAGGCUUCCGCCUUUACCUCCAAGUCCGACUUUGAGGCUACCGAGGACUUCGACGAGCCACAUGAGACGCGCCAUAAGUGAGGACAGGAUAGGUGAAGGGAUUUAAAACGCACAUUUUUAUUGUACUUGUAGAUUAAAUAAAGUUUUCAAAAAUAAAUUAAACAACAUAGACGAAA
Molecule: messenger RNA, 2401 nt
Organism: Tribolium castaneum (red flour beetle)
Lineage: Eukaryota; Metazoa; Arthropoda; Insecta; Coleoptera; Tenebrionidae
Gene: Kif19A
Product: Kinesin family member 19A
Exons: 9
Coding region: 52-2331 (759 amino acids)
Biological process (GO): microtubule-based movement
Molecular function (GO): microtubule binding; ATP binding; microtubule motor activity
Source: RefSeq, a predicted model, not a curated record